UACCAGCUUUAUCUGUUUUAUAUAGUUUUUCUCUUGUUGUAAUCAAGUCAAUUUAAUUUGUUUCGGCUGUUCCGUUGUUCCGGCCGGAGUAGAAUGCAAGCUUUUCUCAAAACUGGUCGUACAACCGGCGAAAGUUCGUCUGCCGGCAGCAGUAGUGAAGGCGGUCCAUCAUCCGCCAAGCGAGCUAAACAUUCCGUACCAUGGGUUGAGAAAUAUCGCCCACGAAGCGUAGAUGAUGUAGUCGAACAGGCGGAAGUAGUUGCCGUGUUGCGUGAAUCACUGUCCACCACCGAUUUGCCAAAUCUGCUGUUGUACGGACCUCCGGGUACGGGUAAAACGAGUACAAUUCUGGCCGCAGCCAGACAGCUGUUUGGUGACAUGUUUAAAGAACGAAUUCUUGAGCUGAACGCUUCCGACGACCGAGGCAUCGCUGUGAUUCGCAACAAAGUGAAGACUUUCGCACAACUCACGGCGAGCGGAACGCGCACGGAUGGUAAACCAUGCCCGCCGUUCAAGAUAGUGAUUUUGGACGAGGCAGAUGCAAUGACUCAUGCCGCCCAGGCCGCUCUGCGCAGGACGAUGGAAAAGGAAACGAAAACCACUCGAUUUUGUUUGGUUUGCAACUACGUUUCACGCAUCAUCGAACCGAUCACGUCUCGGUGUACCAAGUUUCGGUUCAAGCCGUUGGGUGAGGAAAAGAUCAUCGAGCGUUUACGGUACAUCUGUGGUCAGGAGAAUGUCAACGUUGACGAGGGUGUUUAUAAGGACAUCGUGGACAUAUCCGGAGGCGAUUUGCGUCGUGCAAUCACCACCCUCCAGUCGUGCUAUCGACUCAAGGGAGCACAAGCACGCAUUGAACGACAGGAUAUUCUGGAAAUGUCUGGCGUUGUGCCAGAGCGAUACCUAACGGAAUUUAUAGCAGUCUGCAAGAGCUUUAAUUACAGUAAGCUGGAGGAGUAUGUUCAAAGUCUCUCAUAUGAUGCAUACAGCGUUGGUCAGCUGUUCGAACAGCUUACAGAAUAUAUCGUAUUCAACGAUGGUCUCACGGAAAAGCAAAAAGCGAUUAUUUGCGAGAAACUUGGUGAGUGUUGUUUCCGGUUGCAUGGAGGAGGAUCAGAAUACAUUCAAAUCAUGGAUCUGGGAUGCACCAUUAUUCAAGCCUUGAAAGAUCAAUAACCCUUAAUAAAGGUCGGGUAAUUUCGAAAUUGUUUAUGCUACCAAUCAGUAAGUUAAGACAAUCAUAUUAUUUUUUAUUAUAAAUUUAAAUUUGAACACAAUCGAGCGCAAGAAGCUUAUUCUGUUGUUACUGU
Anopheles coustani is the source of this 1310-nucleotide messenger RNA. RefSeq names its product replication factor C subunit 4. Gene Ontology annotation, molecular function: ATP binding; DNA binding; DNA clamp loader activity. The record is from RefSeq and is a predicted model, not a curated record. The transcript is spliced from 3 exons. NCBI's taxonomy places the organism in Eukaryota, Metazoa, Arthropoda, Insecta, Diptera, Culicidae. Gene Ontology annotation, cellular component: DNA replication factor C complex; nucleus. Gene Ontology annotation, biological process: DNA-templated DNA replication; DNA repair. The coding region runs from base 94 to 1176 and encodes 360 amino acids.